Messenger RNA from Paramuricea clavata, 1778 nucleotides. The record is from the annotation of a GenBank genome assembly. Lineage: Eukaryota; Metazoa; Cnidaria; Anthozoa; Malacalcyonacea; Plexauridae.
AUGGCUUAUCUCAUUUUUGAAGUCCUAGGUUUUAUUUUUACUUUGAUGUUUCAAAUUCUUACUGCCUUUGCAAUGUGGUUUGUUCCCGCUAGAAAAAAAGAUGUGCGCGAUGAAAUUGUACUGAUCACUGGUGCAGGCAGUGGAAUAGGUCGCUUAAUGGCCUUCCGUUUCGCUUCUCUUGGCUCUACCGUCGUUUGUGUUGAUAUCAACAAACAAGCAAAUGAAGCGACUGUGAAUGAAAUACAAUCAAAUGAUCAGAAAGCUUUCUCAUUCACUUGUGAUUGCAGUAGCAAAGACGAUAUUUAUAAAAUUGCGAAUGAAAUCAAAGCCAAUGUGGGAGAUGUAACUAUCCUCAUUAAUAACGCUGGUAUUGUGAGUGGAAAGAAAUUCUUGCAAAUAUCAGAUGAAUUGAUUGAAAAGACGUUUGCAGUGAACACAUUGGCUCAUUUUUGGGUAAGAGUAAUUUGUGACGAAAUCUCAGCGCACUCGCAAUGCUUUCAUCUAUAAAAUAUACCAAAUUUGUGGCUUUCGGAUUAGCAUAAAAAACGUCUCUAAAAUGCGUGACAUAGCGUUUCGUAGACUCUAAAAAUUAAAACAUUUUCUGGGGGGACCAUGCCUCCGGGCGGCUGGACCCCCCAGUUGUUUUGUUUAUUUGACGAUUUGACUCCCCCCCCCCACACACUUUUGGGGCUGGUACGCCCCUGAUAUUGCGCCAGUAUUAUCGAGUGUACUGGUAUUCUGGUGACCCCCUGGAUAGGCCUGGCCAUAGUGCUUAGUCCUGACUUGGCGUUUCUUUCUAGACUGUCAAAGCGUUCCUUCCAUCAAUGCUCGAGAGAAAUCAUGGUCAAAUAGUGAGCAUAGCGUCCUCAGCUGGCCUGGCAGGUAUAGCAGGACUCACUGAUUAUUGCAGCUCGAAAUUUGCUGCUGUUGGAUUCAACGAGAGUCUACAGAUGGAGUUAGUCGCCAUGGGAAAAUCUGCUGUCCAAACGACUGUGGUGUGCCCGUACAUUAUUAAUACUGGCAUGUUUCAUGGCGCUAAAUCCAGGUUAGCUGUGGCGUUCAGCAAAGCAAGCUUGAUUGUGCAGAGAUAAUACAUGUUCUUGAAUGUGGACAUCUUAACCAUUUAACGUUCAACAGAACAUAUACUGCUGAGUCUUAAUAAGCAUGAUUAGAUAACCCAAUAGUACAUGUUCUUGAAUGUGGGCUAUUUUGAAGUGAUCUGUCGGUUGUACAGAACUCACUGCUAACUUAUGAUGGGACCAUCUUGAAUGCGAGCUAGCUACCGCUUCCUCGGCUAACCAUAAUUUUAUUUUCAGGUUUCCGUGGUUACUCCCAAUACAAGAUCCCGAAGAAACAGUUGAUAAAAUUAUGAAUGCGGUUUUAACCAAUCAGAGUGUUGUCAUUAUUCCACAACUUUUGACGUUAUUACUGGUUUUAAAAAGGUGAGCUGCUAGAACUAUCAAUUUAUGUUUAUACUGGAUAGCUCUAUCAGUUCUAAACUGUUCAUUCUAGAGCGGUCCAGUAAGGAUCAUCUCUUAUUGAUCCAGUGUUACUACAGGAGGAAACCUAAACUAAACUAAUUUUAUUUAUACUGGAUAACUCUAUCAGUUCUAAACUGUUCUUCCUAUAAAGUUAAGGGUCGUUCAUUUCUCAGUGUUCUUCUUUAAUUCCAAUCUAGCAUUCUUCCUCAAGAGUCCUUUAUUACAAUGUCGGAGUUUUUUGGAGCAAGUUCCUGCAUGGAUGAAUUUAAAGGGAGAGAAAUUAAAAAGAAGAAAUAA